This is a messenger RNA of Ahaetulla prasina, 2728 nucleotides long. It is a transcript of the gene THAP7, whose product is annotated as THAP domain containing 7. The transcript is spliced from 5 exons. Lineage: Eukaryota; Metazoa; Chordata; Lepidosauria; Squamata; Colubridae. The coding region runs from base 88 to 993 and encodes 301 amino acids. The record is from RefSeq and is a predicted model, not a curated record. Gene Ontology annotation, cellular component: nucleus. Gene Ontology annotation, biological process: regulation of DNA-templated transcription.
CGCUCUCUUUUUUUUUUUUUUUUUUCUCCGCUUCAGCUUUCAAGCCGCGGCGGCGGCGGCGGCGUCUCGAGCAAUGGGAGUGGGGAGAUGCCCCGUCACUGCUCUGCUACUGGCUGUUGCACUCGAGAUACGCCUGAAACACGCAACCGAGGCAUUUCUUUCCAUCGAUUGCCUAAGGACAAUCCACGGCGAACCACAUGGUUGGAGAAUUGUCAGCGGAAGGACAUGAGUGGGCAGGGUCUCUGGGACCCUGCCUCUAAAUAUGUUUAUUUUUGCUCCAAGCACUUUGAGAAGAAUUGCUUUGAACUAGUGGGCACCAGCGGCUAUCAUCGUCUCAAGGAAGGGGCUGUUCCUACGAUAUUCGAGCCUCAUGCGAAGCCACGCCGGAAGUCUAAACUAAACAGUUCCAAACUUGCAAAAUACCAACAGAAGCAGAGCUGUGGCUGCUGCAAUGCAGAGGAGACGACUCCAUUGUGCAUGGAUGUCUCUUGCUUCCCCGUGCAAGAGCUGCCAAGUCCUGGGGCUGCUCCCACUACUGGUGAGCUUCGAAGCCAACCUAAUCUCCCAGGGUCAGAACCAGAGAAUUUGACCACUCUGUCAGACGUACCCCUGGAACAGUUACCAGCUGCCACUGGCCAAGAAGAGGCCUCUCCGUCUCCAGCUCUCCCAGAACCUGUAGAGGAUCCAUCUCAACCCGUUUCGCUCUCCCUCUACAUGCUACGACUCCCACCCCCAGCUGGGGCUUACAUCCAGAAUGAGCACAGCUACCAGGUGGGUAGCGCCUUGCUGUGGAAGAGGCGGGCCGAGGCAGCGCUGGAUGCGCUGGGAAAAACACAGCGGCAGCUGCAAGCUUGCCGGCGUCGGGAACAGAGACUCCGUCUGCGCAUCUGUGAGUUGCAGCGCGAGCGGCGGCCCCACAGUGCCGACGCGCACCGACGGUUUAAGGAGCACCUGCAGGUCUUUGAAUUGCAGCUGCUGAAUGACAUUGAAUGACUUCGAAUCGGCCCGAACGUAACCUUGAUUUGGGCGGUGGCGGCGUUGCAAACUUGGACUCUGGUGUUUCCCUUCUCCGAGGUUAUGCUGAAGCUCUAUGAACUUGGAAUCCGCUUCAUGCAACCCUGUUUCCCUUUCACCAUUCAUGUUUAUAUUUGUAAAGGGAUAUUUCUUUUCUACAAGUGGAUGUCCCAGCUCAGUUGAAAGAUACCCGAUGGCUGGAGGACCGACGUUCAGGAAAGACCGCUAUUUUGAGGAUUUCAUUACGGUGCUGCCCUGGAGGGGUCAUGUUAUUUCUUUUUUUAAAAAAAAAAGCUGCUUGAUGUAAUUGAAUUUAGAGCUUGUCAUGGUUGCCCCAAUAGAAGCAAAAUCUUUUGGAUGCUUUCCCUUAAGUUAUAAGGCUGUAAUGAUAUGAAAAUCUUACAAAGCACUAUAUUAUCGCAAAAAAACUUCUUCUUAGCGUAUUCCUGCAGGUGCAGGGUCCGCUUAUUAUCACACACACACAAAAAAAUCUCCCCACCAAAACUCAACAAAAUCAAUAUAAUUUGCAUGUAGCAUAUUGCCAGACAAAUACGGUAAUGAUUUAAAUCUGAAUUAUGUAAAGAGAAAAAUUGGCUCUUGGUCCUCUAAGGCAGGGGUCUCCAACCUUGGUAACUUUAAGCCUGGUGGACCAACUCCCAGCUUUGCUGGCUGGGGAAUUCUGGGAGUUGAAGUCCACCAGGCUUAAAGUUACCAAGGUUGGAGACCCCUGCUCUAAGGGAUAAUUUUGUACAAGACAUUUAGCUGUUUCAGUAUGUAAGCUGCCAGGCCACGAAUUUAGACAUAGCUUGAAGCCAAGCUAAUUUCUGGAGCUGAGCAAUUCUAAAUCUAAAUGAAAUUUCAGGAGAAUAAUUUUAAUGCUGAAAUAAUGAAAAGAAACUUUUUGGUUCACAAAUUAUGUCCACCCUGUAUGUUUUGAGUGAAAACUUUUCUAGACGUGCUCCUCACAUAAUACUUUUCAGACUAUUUUACUCAACUAUACAAGAUAUUUUGGAUUCCCAUUCUGUUUUGUAAUUAGAAAACUACUUGCGUGCAAGAAUCUCUUGCUGGAUCAAGGGACUGAUAGUCAGCUUUAAGUAAAAAUCACUUUAAUGUAAUUUUAUUAAGAAAUUCGAUUACAAUAGCAGUAAUAAAUAAAAUCAUUUCUGUGGCUUAAGGUACAGGUAGUCCUCAAGUUACAACCACAAUUGAGUUGCUCAUUUGUUAAAUGAGUUUUUUUUCCAUUUUACGACUUUUCUUGCCACAACUGUUAAGUGAACCAUUGUGUUUAAUUUGUUAAAUUAGUAGCAUGGUUGUUAAGUGAAUCUGGAUUACCCAUUGACUUUGCUUGUCAGAAGGUCGCAAAAGGAGAUCACACGACCUCAGGACAUAGCAGCCGUCAUAAAUACGAAACAAGGGUUGCCAACCAUUGGAAUUUUGAUCAUGUGACCAUGGGGAUGCUGCAGCAGUUGUAAGUGUGAAAAACGGUCGUAAGUUACUUUUUUUUAGUGCCGCUGUAACUUUGAAGGGUCACUAAAUGAAUUGUUGUAAGUCGAGGACUACCUACACUGAGAUCAGCCAAGGUUCUGCCGUCUCAAGCGACCCAUCAAUAUUCUGUCAAACCUAUAGGAGAUGUUUCCGAAUGUGGCCUCAUAAAUAAAUGCCUCUCUUUGAUUAGCUUUUAUUUUUUGAAAGCAACAGCUAAGCCAUUUUUCUU